Molecule: messenger RNA, 3666 nt
Organism: Mycotypha africana
Lineage: Eukaryota; Fungi; Mucoromycota; Mucoromycetes; Mucorales; Mycotyphaceae
Product: armadillo-type protein
Exons: 9
Coding region: 1-3666 (1221 amino acids)
Biological process (GO): nuclear-transcribed mRNA catabolic process, nonsense-mediated decay
Cellular component (GO): exon-exon junction complex; cytoplasm
Molecular function (GO): protein binding; RNA binding
Source: RefSeq, a predicted model, not a curated record
AUGGACGAUUCAAAAAAGGAACUUCGACGAUUGAACAGACUUGCUUGGGGAGAGGGAAAAGGAGAACAAAUAAAGAACCUUGAUAGUAAUAUCAAAAAGAAUACGACAUUUAUCAAGAAAUGUAAAACAUCUAUGGGCGCUGAUAUGCGUAUUCAACUUUUAAACGAUAUAAAAAAGUUGAGUCUCGAAAAGUACAUUUCUGAAGUUGUGGGUGCUGUCAUUCAAGGCAUGGCGAAGUGCAAAACAACAGCAGAUAUAAAUGCCUGUGUCGAGGUUGUUUCUGCUCUACAUCAACGCUUUCCAACUUCUUUCACAUUAUUGUUAACACAUCAGCUCGCAGUCGUUUUACAACCACCUUCCAAACAAUAUUUGGCGACGCUUAACGCUGAACAAAGGGAAAAAGAAGAGUCGGCACGUAUUAUUCGACAACGUAUCUAUUUACGACUGGCUUGUGAGUUUUGGCUGGUUUGCAUUCUACGCAAUGUGCAAGAUGGUAUUUCCACUUAUUCUUCGGUUGACGUAAGUGGUAUUGAAACUCAAAGAGAUUCGUUGGCUGGUUUAAUGGGUACCAGCAACUCAGACUUAGCAGCAUCAAGCUCAGCAACCCACCAACAACAGCAGUCGCAAUCCAAUAACAAGAAACAACAGUCUGGCCGAUCAUCGAAGGAUGCUGGAGGGUUCAUAUACAAGAUAUUGAAAGACUUAUUGGCCAAUGAUUCAGAACGACACGACAAUCUGCCUUUAAUGGCCUCCUUUUUGAAAAACUACAGUCAGUCUAUUUUAGGCAUUGUUCCUAGAAAACAACGUGCUGCGGAAGAUAAACAUGGAGAAGAAGGAAAGAAGGAAGCAGCCAUUGAAAUGGAUAAAGAUUCGGUCAUAACUCCGGAUAUUCAUGCUAUGUUCACCAAUCUAUUUCAAUCUUAUUAUAAAUCAGUGUCAGAGCACUUAGUGAAAGUACAUAAAAUAGUGAAAAAAAUGGAAAAACAGAACAACGAAGUCUUAUUUGCACGUGGAGGAUUAUCUGACGAAAGGAAAGAGAGAUUUGAAAAGGCUUCCAAAGUAUAUGAGAAACUUUCAACUCAUACUCAAGUUCUCUCAGAUACAUUGGACUUAGAUAUGCCUGAACUUCCAUCUAUUGAGGAGAUGGAGCCAAAACAAUCCAUUCUCAGCUCGAAUACAGGUAGUUCUUUCAAUGACGACGGAAACGAUACCAGUAAUAGUAUUUGGGAAGAUGAAGAUGCUCGUAAGUUCUACCAAGAUCUACCUGAUCUUCGAGCACUUGUGCCUGAUGUAUUUUUGGAUUCUGAUCAACAAUCACAGAAAAAGGCUACUGCGGUCAAAGAUGAGAACCAAAAGGUUCCUACAGAAAAUGAGAAUACUAAAUUCAAAGAAGAGCAACAAGAUAAUGGAAGCGAAGUGGAACAGCAGGAAGCAGUAGCAGCGAAGGAAGAAGAACUCUUAUUAGAGGACGAAUCGAUACCCGCUCCUGAAUUGACAGAAGAUGACCUAUCAGAUCCUUCACAUAUAGUAGACGAAGUGAUCAACAAAUCGGGUGUGAACGAGAAUGAAGAUGAUGAGACAGCUAGUAGUAGCAAAGCUAUCACAUCGCAGAAUAUCCCUUUAGACAAUUUGCUUGCUCGCUUAUCAGAAUGUGCAAAUCGUGAUCUUGUAGAUAGCAUUGCUGUAGAUUUUUGCUAUCUAAACAAUAAGGUCAACCGUCGUCGUUUAGUGAAAGCAUUACUUAGUGUUCAACGCCAUCGAGUUGAUCUUUUGCCUUACUAUUCACGACUCAUUGCAAUUUUAAAUCGAUAUUUCCCGGAUAUUGGGGAAAUGACAGUGGAAGCACUCGUUUAUGAAUUCAGAGGAUUACAGAGAAGGAAAACUCAAGAUCUACUCGAGACACGAAUUAAGAAUAUCCGGUUUUUAUCAGAAUUGACAAAAUUCGGUGUGGCGCCCAUCCAUACUAUUUUCUAUACUUUCAAAGUGGCUCUGGAUGACUUUACAAACCAGAAUAUUGAUGUUGUCUGUAACUUGCUAGAAACAUGUGGCCGUUUUCUGCUUCGAACGCCUCAGACAGGCGAACGUAUGAAGCCUAUGCUUGAGACGGUAAUGCGUAAAAAAAAUGUUCAUCAUUUGGACAACCGAUAUGCACUUAUGGUAGAGAAUGCCUAUUACCAAGCAUGUCCCCCUGACAAGCCAGCUGUUUGUAUAAAAGAGCGAUCACCUAUAGAACUGUAUAUCCGCAAGUUGAUUCACGAAGAUUUAUGCAAGAAGACAUUAGAUAGAGUGUCGAAACAGCUACGUAAAUUACAUUGGGAAGACCCAUCCAUUCAAAGAAUUCUCAGCAAAAUAUUCCAAAAAAUUUGGAAGAUCAAAUUUGGGAAUAUUCAUCUAAUGGCUAUAUUGGCAAGCGGAUUGAACCGUUAUCAUUCCGAUUUUGGUGUGCAAUUAGUUGACAGUAUUGUUGAAGAAAUUCGUGUUGGCUUGGAACAGAAUAUUUUCAGUCAUAACCAACGAAGAAUAGCAAUAGCCAAGUAUCUUGGAGAAUUGUACAAUUAUCGAAUGAUUGAUUCACCGCUCAUUUUUGAAACAUUAUAUACAAUUGUUACGUUCGGCCAUGAAUUCGGUCGACCUGCAAAAGAAAGGUUUUGCCCUAUUGAUGCGCCUGAUGACUUUUUCCGCAUCCGACUUUGUUGUACUCUACUUGAUACUUGUGGUAUGUGCUUUGAUAGAGGAAGCUCUAGGAAGAAGCUUGACGAUUUCUUGACGUUCUUUCAGAUGUAUAUUCUAAGUAAAAGCAAACCACCAAUGGAUGUUGACUUUAUGAUUUCAGAUACUCUGGAAAUGCUACGUCCACAACUCCAUCUUUUUACUACAUAUGAGGAAGCCAAUGAAGCUGUCGAUCGUUUAUUAAUGGAACAACUGAAGAGCGUGCAAGGUACAAAUGCAAACAACGAGGAAGGUAAAUCAUCGGUGGAGGACGGCUUGGAUGACGAAAGUGAUGCUUCUGAUCUUUCACAGAGUGCCGAUGAAGAUGAGGAUGAAAUUGAGAUUCCUGAAGAUAAUGAUGAUAGCAGUAAUGUAGUUGGGGAGGAAGAUAGUGUUGUUGAGAGCAAUAAGGAUUACACAGCAGCAGAUGAUGAUGAGAAUGUCAUUGUCUUGAAAACUAAGCGAGAACAACAAUUAUCGAAGGAAGAAGAAGAAGAAUUUGAUAGAGAAUUCAAUAAAUUGAUGAACGAGAGUAUUGAGUCUCGUAAAUUUGAUAAAAAGCAGGCAUCCUUAGAUGUCCCCAUUCCUAUGAACUUGAGAGGGUCUUUGGAUCAUCGCAGCGAAGCAGCAGAAAAGAGCCAGCCAAAUAUAGGCAAAAUGGCAUUCACCUUACUGACAAAGAAAGGCAAUCGACAACAGACAAAGAUAAUGGAGAUCCCUGCAGAUUCUACGCUAGCAAUUAGUACACGUAAUAAACAAGAGGCUGCUAGAGAAGAACAGCAACAGCUAAAACAACUUGUAUUGAACUACGAACAGAGAGAAGCUGCUGCUGCUCGUCAAGCUGCAUUGGAUGAAAAGAUGAGACUACGUGGCCAGCAACGUGGAAAAAAAGUAUUCCAAAUGGGGGCAGGUGCUGCAGGUCAUUCUUAUUCAGCUGGUGGUGGGUCUAAUUGGUAG